AUGAAAGUCGAAUAUCAACGAUGUUCAUUUUUUUGCAUUGCUCAAAUCGCUGCUUGCAGAUGCGAAGAAACGUUAGGUGGGGAAUCAGGAACGAGAUUCACAUUACCAAAACUUAACGGUCUCCAUUUCAUACAUACUCUCAUAAUUCAUACGUGUGACCUUCUGAUUAUACCGAAUGGAACAUUCGAUGGUGUUGUUUUUCAUCAACUCAUUAAGUUGGUCGCGAUCAAACAAGUGGUGCUGAGUCCGUGGACAUUUCGUGGUAUUUUGCGAUCACCUCACGAACUGAUCAUCCAAGAAGCGAAUUUCCAUCGUAUUCCAAAAAAUGCAUUCUCUGGCUUGUCGAAUUUGAAACAUAUUUGGUUUCGUAAUGCAACAAUUGGUUCAAUUGCAGCGCGUGCAUUUGAGCAUAAUUUUUCAGGUAAAAUGCAUGAAGUGGAAAAUUUCUUCAUACGUGGAAAUGUGCGAAUUCGUUCACUGGGUGCGAUGGUGUUCAGCGAUUCACAAAUUGCACAGCUUGUGUUCGAGGAUGUUCGUAUGAGCACAAAUGAGUUAUGUUUUAUUGGAGUUGAAGUGAAUAAGCUGAUGCUGAUGCGAUGCAGAUGGCGUAAUCGAAGAACGCGACAUUUAUCUCGAUUCAUAUCGCAGUCCAUCGAUCACGUGCAUCUAAUCAAUACAACUGUUGAUCGAUUAGCGCUUUCAACUUUCUUCAAUUCAACAAAAAUUCAAAUUGAUCAAUCGACGAUUGCCGAGCUAUCGCCCGCCACCUCGAAUCUACGUGCACGUUCAAUUUAUUUCUUCAAAUCGACAAUUAAGCAAAUCACCUCAAACGCUUUCCACAAUAUCAAUUCAAUUGAGCUGCUCGAAGUUGUCCAAAGCAAAAUCGGUAUCAUAUCGGAACGAGCAUUUCGCAAUGCCAAUAUCGAAACACUGCUUUUCGACAAAAGCUCAAUCGAUCAAAUCCAUACCACAAGUUUCGAAAAAACUCGAAUCAGAACACUGCAAUGGAGUGAAUGUGAAAUUGGUGGAAUGUCAGCAAAUAUCUUUUUGAAUACGAUAAUUCAACAAAUUUUGAUCUCAAAAUCAAAAGUCACUUCAAUAGCAAAUAAUUGUUUUGCCGAUUUGAUACUGGCAACGUUUCUCAUUGUCGAUUCGAAAAUGUCACAGAUUGGGUCCUCACCGUUUGCCAAUGUCCAGGUUGAAAACCUCACACUGCACAAUAAUGAAUUUACAUUCGGCGAUUUCGGCACGAUAUUUGCUCAGUUGGGAGUGUUAUCAUUAACAGCAACGAAUAACGUGUUUGGGUGUGAUCCAAAUGAUUGUGAAACAAAUGCGUUGUUGCUGAAUAAUGACGAGCGGUACAUGCCGUGGUAUUUUGAGAAUAACAGAUGCUUGAAGUCGCAUGGAAAAGAGAUAUGCAAACGAGAGUUGGAAUGGACCGAUCGAGGUGGGGUGCAUUGUCGUGGACGUCAUCAGAUCGUUGAGUGUGUCUGCGACGGUGACACGACAAGUGACAAAUCAGUUCAACUACCUCAGACGAACGCAUCAAUACUGUUGAUUGGUGACUGCAUACAGCUACACAUCAACUCAGCAUCAACAUCGCGUGUAACAUCGCUACACAUUUAUCGCAUCGAAACACUUCAGUUGCUCAGAUUACCACCACGUUUGAAGACACUUCAAAUAUUCCAUUCAAGAGUGCACUUUAUCAACGAAAAUGCUUUUGCCUACCUCAACAUGGAUCGUGUCGAAGUGAUUGCGACACACAUCAACACGAUUGAACGCUAUGCAUUCCGUGAUUCUUCCGUAAAAACAUUCAUAUUACGUGACAGCGCUCUACUGAACGCCGAACGUCAUGCUUUUGGUAGUUCGUCAAUUGAGAAUUUCUAUGCAGAAAUUUGUAAAUUUUAUCGAGUUGAUAAUCUUUGGUCGUAUUUGAAUAAUGUAAGUAUAAGGCAAAGCUUUGUGGAUAAUCCAAUUGAAUUGAUGCGUUUGAGGACGUUUUGUUUCGAAGAUAGCGAUAGCGCAUGCGAAUGCGUUCCCGAUGAAUUUAUCGAAAGAAAUAGAUGUGAGACGAGGAUUGAAAGCUGUCCUGAGAGCGAUAUCUCCGUGGAAAAUUGGCAGACGAAGUUCUGUAUGAAAGCAGAUCAACACAACUCUGGUACAGCAUCGGUCAAAGCUGAUUCUAAUCGGCGAUUCUCGGUGUUGUUGAUUCCCGAUUGUAACAAGCUUGCAGCCAUGAUAUUUCUUCUCUAUAGGUUUGCGGUUGUUGUAUAA
Anisakis simplex (herring worm) is the source of this 2274-nucleotide messenger RNA. NCBI's taxonomy places the organism in Eukaryota, Metazoa, Nematoda, Chromadorea, Rhabditida, Anisakidae. The record is from the annotation of a GenBank genome assembly.